UUGAUUGUUAGGUAAUCCAUCAAUCUAAUACAGGGUGUCCCGAAAUUAAAUCGCAAUGCUUUUCCAGCCGCAUCUUUGUUUAAAAAUAAGACAAAAACGUCGUAUACAGGAAUCUUGAAAAGUGAAUCGUUUUCAUGUUACAGGGUGUUUUAUAAUUCCUAUUGAAGAUAAUGGUUUUUGUUAAUAUUUUCGAAAAGCCUGGUCGUUAUUUUUCGAAAAUUUUAUCGUAUACUACUGGUAUUGUUACUAACUGAUUUUAUAAUAUUUUAUGCUAAAAUAUAUACAGGGUCGAUUGAAAUUAGUGGUCAACAAGGUUGAAAAUGUCAAAACUUUUUUUCUAGCUACUUUCUAAUAAUUUUGAUAAUAACAUCGAAAAGAAUCAAUAUUUUUAAUUCAAAAAGGUGCUCUUGUCUUAUUUCGAUAGGAGCGCCUGUUUUUUGCAAUAAUCAGACAUAAAAGUUUUGCAACCUACACUCGAUAAAGUAUUUUUGAUCACGUUUAAUAAAAUUAAAAGGUAUGUUACAAAUCAGCAGGUAUAAACUUAACAUAAGACUAUUACAAAUACUUAAUUUUAAAUCAAAAACUGUUUUCUUUGUUUAUAAUUGAAAAAAAUUAACUUAUUAACUAAGAAAAAAAAUUAUAGCAAAUGUUCGAAGUGGUUGCCAUUUUGUUGGAGACAUAAUCUUGCCCUACGCCUUAUUGCGCAAGUAGCCCUUGAAAUAGGAAAAUGGAUUUCCCCUUACCUCAUUAACCGCCCAAUUAAUCAUCUGAAUUAAUUCUUCACGGGAAUUAAUUUCUACAGCAUAUACCAAUUCGCUUAAAUGACCCCAUAAAUAGUAAUCUACUGAAGUUAGAUCUGGAGAUCGAGGAGGCCAAUUUCUAGAACCACCUCGACCAAUCCAACUUUCAGCAAAAUGGAUAUCCAUCCACUGACGAACAACGUGCUGAAAUAUUAAAUUCUAUCGUAUGUUAAGAGGAACGUUUUCCAAAAGCUACCCAAGAUUAUGUUGCAGCAUAUUUAAAUAGUUUUCAGAGGUAAGACGGUUGGGUAACUCUAUCGGGCCAAUAAGUUGGUCCCCGAUUAAUCCCGCCCACAAAUUUAUUGAAAACUUCCUCUGAAAGUUGGUACGCCGUAUUAUUGAAUUGAAGGUAUUAGUGCAUGAAGGUGUUAACUUACUUUUUUGCAAAAAUGCCGAAAAUGAGAUGCAUGAAAGUGUUAACUUAUUUUCUUGCGUUAGUAAAGACUUCGGUUCAUAGAUGUCGCUAGAGACUUUAAAAACUGAAGUUUAAAACACACCAACCCAAGUUUUGUCUAAAAUAGUCGGUGCAAGAAGGUGUUAACUCUUGAUAGUUGUGCAAGAAGGGGUCAACUGCUGAGUUAGCGCCUUCUUCCACAAUAAACUAGUACGAAAUUGUUUGUUUACAUUACGUACGUGUUGUUUAGGUGGUGCUGUACAACUGUUCAAAUUAAGUGAAUUUUUGUAUUUAUUGUGUCCCGCAAAAAGAGUAAGUCGUAUUUACAUUAUUUAAUGAAUAUUAUCGCUAAUUUAAACUAAGCUGAUAAUAUAAAUCAUAAACACUUUUUUACAUGACCUUGAAAUGACAAAAAAAAACACUAGGAAUUUAAUUUUAGUUGUGAUAAUACUCUGUAAUGGGUGAAUUUCAUGGAAGAACUCUACACCGCAGAAUCUGAUUUUACCUCAGAUUUUACCGACGAAAAAAGACCUGAACAUUUGUAUCGUAAGAGAAAACGAGUACCAGUUGUGCAAAAAAAAGGAAAAAAAGCUAAGAAAAUAUCAAACCAAAAUACAGUUACUGUUUUUAAAAACCAAGAUCAACGAGUAAUAAGACCUGAACAAGACGAAAGGCGAAAAUUAUGGAAAAUGAACUGGAAAAUAAUGUAACUGAAGAACUAGAACAACAGAUUACUGAAAUUGUAGGAGAAGAAAGAAUAUAUAUGACUCAUGUUGACGCUGAAGUUAACCCACCACAGGUUACUGAAAUUAUGGAACAAGAAUAUACGAGUAUUCCUGAGGUUGAAGCUGAAGUCAACCAACGGCGCAUAACCGGAAAAAAAAUCAAGGAAGCGUCGAGCUCAGCCACACAAUUGAAAAUAAACAUAAAUAUGGUAAAGAGAGAAAAAGGAGAGGCAUAUACUGACUAUAAAAAUAGACGUGUCCCAGAAAAAUCGUCCGCAGUUGGAACACAACUUUGCACAGAAAAAUGCAGACUAAAAUGCAAUAACAGCUUUGCAGACGCUGAUCGCAAUAGUUUAUUUAAGCAAUACUAUUCAUUACCUACCACUGAUGAGAAAAACGUCUACCUCUUUGGUUGUCUCAAACCAUUCGAUGUUAAGCAACCAAGUAGUACAAAUGCUGUUCGCCAAAAAUCUUUCAGAUAUUUUGUAACUUUAGAUGGAAAAUCAAAACAAGUCUGCAAAAGUGCAUUUUUAAAACUAUUUAAUGUCGGAAGAAAAAAAUUAGAGCGUAUUCGUAAUCAAAUUUCUCAGGGACAAGCUAUUCCAGCUAAAGAUAAGAGGGGUCGCCAUAUGACCCGCAAGAAUCAAACACCCAACGAGCAGCUUGACAUAGUUCGUCAACAUAUUAAAUCAUUUCCUGCAGAAAUGUUGCAUUAUUCGCGAAAUAAAAAUGAACAUCGCCUGUACUUAUCGCCUAUGCUAUCAAUAAACAAAAUGUAUGAACUAUUCAAGAACCAAUGUUUUGAACAAAAUCUACAGUGUGUCAAAAAUAAUAGAUAUAGACAAAUUUUUGUUUCCGAAUUUAAUUUUGGUUUUGGAUCUCCAAAAUCAGAUACCUGUAAGGUUUGUGACUCUAAUAGAAAUAAAGACGAACAAGUUAGGCGCUACAAGGCAGCAUUUGAAGAACAUAUUGAUAGAGACUUGGGGCUGUCGAAAAAGUUAUCCGGAAAGCUUAAAAUAUUUAUACAGUAGACCAGUACAUGACGUUAAUGAGGGAAGCUAGGAAAAGAAAUCCGUUUGUGUUAAUUAGAAUGGAAGAUAAAUUUAUUGAUCUAAAAGAAUUGCCACGAAAGUUAAAUUUGUUUGACAAAAAGAAAAGUAACAAGGGAGAAAAGAUACUUUUCCGCAAUGUAAGAUGGAUAAGAGUUGAUAAAUUUGGAACAACGAAAUAUAGAUAUUCACUUGAUGACGGAAGAGUGGCAAGAAAUAGAUUUUAUUAAACACAAAUCGACCCGCACAACAGGCCAAAAUAAAAAUAUGUUGGUUCCAUUAAAUAAAUCAAGACUCAUAACAACCAAAAAAUUUGAUAACAUUCAAGGGCAGCUUCCAUUUAUUCCGGAGAAUUUACGGGGAUUUUAUAUGAGCUUAUAUCGAUCUGAAAGUGAUUAAUAUUAAGUACCUACCUAUUUUUGUA
Anthonomus grandis grandis is the source of this 3392-nucleotide messenger RNA. RefSeq lists its product as uncharacterized. The transcript has 4 exons. The record is from RefSeq and is a predicted model, not a curated record. Lineage: Eukaryota; Metazoa; Arthropoda; Insecta; Coleoptera; Curculionidae. Bases 1877 to 2950 code for a protein of 357 amino acids.